This is a messenger RNA of Nothoprocta perdicaria, 2462 nucleotides long. It is a transcript of the gene INTS3, whose product is annotated as integrator complex subunit 3. Gene Ontology annotation, cellular component: cytoplasm. The record is from RefSeq and is a predicted model, not a curated record. Lineage: Eukaryota; Metazoa; Chordata; Aves; Tinamiformes; Tinamidae. The transcript is spliced from 24 exons. Bases 93 to 2462 code for a protein of 789 amino acids.
AGAUUUGCCUGGGGCUCUUCACCCUCGUCUUGACCGAACCUGCCCAGGCGCAGAAGUGCUACCGGGACCUGGCGCUGGUGAGCCGCGACGGCAUGAACAUCGUGCUCAACAAGAUCAACCAGAUCCUCAUGGAGAAGUACCUGAAGCUGCAGGACACCUGCCGCACCCAGCUCGUGUGGUUGCUGCGGGAGCUGGUGAAGAGCGGYGUGCUGGGCGCCGACGGCGUCUGCAUGACCUUCAUGAAGCAGAUCGCAGGUGGGGAUGUGACAGCGAAGAACAUCUGGCUGGCCGAGAACGUGCUGGAGAUCCUCACGGAGCAGCGGGAAUGGGUCCUGAAGAGCAGCAUCCUGAUCGCCAUGGCGGUGUACACGUACCUGCGGCUCAUCGUGGACCACCACGGCACCUCGCAGCUGCAGGCGCUUCGGCAGAAGGAAGUGGAUUUCUGCAUCUCGCUGCUCCGCGAGCGGUUCAUGGACUGCUUCAUGAUUGGCCGGGACCUGGUGAGGCUCCUGCAAAACGUGGCCCGAAUUCCCGAGUUCGAGCAGCUCUGGAAGGACAUCAUCCACAACCCGCAGGUCCUCAGCGCGCAGUUCACAGGUGUCCUGCAGCUCCUGCAGUCAAGGACUUCUCGCAAAUUCCUGGCCUGUCGCCUUACUCCCGACAUGGAAACCAAGCUCCUCUUCAUGACCUCCCGGGUGCGGUUCGGCCAGCAGAAGCGCUACCAGGACUGGUUCCAGCGCCAGUACCUGUCCACCCCCGACAGCCAGUCGCUGCGCUGCGACCUCAUCCGCUACAUCUGCGGCGUGGUGCACCCCUCCAACGAGGUGCUCAGCUCCGACAUCCUGCCCCGCUGGGCCAUCAUCGGCUGGCUCCUCACCACCUGCACGUCCAACGUUGCUGCUUCAAAUGCCAAACUCGCUCUCUUCUAUGACUGGCUUUUCUUCAGCCCGGAGAAGGACAGCAUCAUGAACAUAGAGCCUGCCAUUCUGGUGAUGCAUCACUCCAUGAAGCCUCACCCCGCCAUCACCGCCACGCUGCUGGACUUCAUGUGCCGGAUCAUUCCCAACUUCUACCCGCCGCUGGAGGCUCAUGUCCGGCAAGGCGUCUUCAAUUCUCUCACCCACAUUGUGGAGAAGCGAGUCCUUGCACACCUGGCCCCUCUCUUCGACAACCCCAAGCUGGACAAGGAGCUCCGUGCCAUGCUGAGGGAGAAAUUCCCGGAGUUCUGCAGCUCGCCCUCGCCCCCCAUCGAAGUCAAAAUCGAGGAGCCCGUUUCCAUGGAAAUGGACAAUCACAUGGCUGACAAGGAUGACGGCUGCUAUGACAACGCGGAAGCCGCGUUCAGCGACGACGAGGAGGACUUGAACAGCAAAGGGAAGAAGAGGGAGUUCAGGUUUCAUCCCAUCAAGGAGACCAUUGUGGAGGAGCCUGUGGAUAUCACACCGUUCCUGGACCAACUGGAUGAGUCGCUGAAGGAUAAAGUCCUGCAGCUGCAGAAGGGCAGCGAUACGGAAGCGCAGUGUGAGGUCAUGCAGGAAAUCGUGGAUCAAGUCCUGGAGGAGGACUUUGACUCAGAGCAGUUAUCAGUGCUUGCAUCCUGCCUCCAGGAGCUAUUUAAGGCUCAUUUCCGUGGUGAGGUUUUGCCAGAAGAAAUCACAGAGGAGUCUCUGGAGGAGUCGGUGGGGAAGCCGCUCUACCUAAUAUUUAGGAACCUCUGCCAGAUGCAGGAAGAUAACAGCGGCUUCUCGCUGCUGCUGGAUCUCCUCUCCGAGCUCUAUCAGAAGCAACCCAAGAUCGGCUACCACCUUCUCUACUACUUAAAAGCCAGCAAAGCUGCAGCCGGCAAGAUGAACCUCUACGAGUCCUUCGCCCAGGCCACGCAGCUGGGCGACCUGCACACGUGCCUCAUGAUGGACAUGAAGGCCUGCCAGGAAGACGACGUGCGGCUGCUCUGCUACCUCACGCCCUCCAUCUACACCGAGUUCCCCGACGAGACGCUGCGAAGCGGYGAGCUGCUCAACAUGAUCGUAGCCGUCAUCGACUCGGCCCAGUUGCAGGAGCUCGUGUGCCACGUCAUGAUGGGCAACCUGGUGAUGUUCCGCAAGGACUCGGUGCUCAACAUCCUCAUCCAAAGCCUCGACUGGGAGACCUUCGAGCAGUACUGCACGUGGCAGCUCUUCCUGGCGCACAGCAUCCCGCUGGAGACCAUCAUCCCCAUCCUGCAGCACCUCAAGUACAAGGAGCACCCCGAGGCGCUGUCCUGCCUCCUGCUGCAGCUGCGGCGCGAGAAGCCCAGCGAGGAGAUGGUGAAGAUGGUGCUGAGCCGGCCGUGCCACCCCGACGACCAGUUCACCACCAGCAUCCUGCGCCACUGGUGCCUCAAGCACGACGACCUGCUGGCCGAGCACAUCAAGUCCCUGCUCAUCAAGAACAACAGCCUCCCGCGGAAGCGCCAGAGGUGA